Molecule: messenger RNA, 3579 nt
Organism: Notodromas monacha
Lineage: Eukaryota; Metazoa; Arthropoda; Ostracoda; Podocopida; Cyprididae
Source: the annotation of a GenBank genome assembly
AUGGACGCGUCCAAAAGAUUCAAAAUUGUACGCGUCCAGGCCGCGUCCAGAAAGGACCCUAUUAACAACUGUGAUGUGAAGAAGCGCGCGUGGGUUGAUGGAAUCUUCAAGUUAAAGUGUUCCGCCGAAUUGAUCAAAAGUUUGGACCCGAUAGGCAAAGGCCUCAUGACUUGGGCUGCAGAUGGAGAAGACAACACCUUGUCGGAAUUGAUCAAAAGUUUGGACCCGAUAGGCAAAGGCCUCAUCACUUGGGCUGCAGAUGGAGAAGACAACACCUUGUGGUCAAGACUUUGUAAUAAACCCAUUGGAAGGGUUUUUGACCAGGAAAUGGAGAAGGUACAUGGGCGUGGCAUAUAUGCCAGUGUUAUCAAGCAAUGCACCCAAACAAUCAAGACUGCCCAGGAAUUUUUUGACCUGGCAAGGAUAGAAGGAGUGACGCAUCCACAUUCUGUUGGUGGUGGAGCAUGUAUUCUUCAACAUCCACCAAAAUUGGAUCCAAAGGUGGAACGCACAAAGGCCGGAGCAUCAUCAAGUGAGGAAGAAAAUAGAAAGGUUCACUGGUCAAGCCUACGUGCUCUGGAAGUUGGCCAGAGAAGUCCAACAGUGAAAUAUGUGACGGAAAUGACUGUUUCAGAACUUGAUCCUGCCAGGCUGGAAAAAAUAAUACAGGAGAAGGCCAGGCCAAAAGAUGGGACAUUUUGUGCAGCUCUGAGUGAUUUACAGUACAGCAUGGGUGCACGUGAGGUUCCUGAAUACAAAAACAUUGUGGAGUGUGCGAUUGGGAAGGACUUUCCUGAAUGCGGAACCUUACCAAGGCAUAAGAUUUAUGCCUUUGAUGAAGUCUGGUUGGACCAUUACUGCCUCAAUGCGUGUGUGGCAGUUCAACAUCCUUACCAGUUCAUCAUCACAACACCAAGAGGACCACAUGCUGGAUUCAAUACUGGCCUCAAUCUGAAUGUGGCCAUUAACUUUGCUAUUCCACUGUGGGUGGACUACGGGCUAAGGGCAAAGUUCUGCAGUUGUGAGGGUGCUGAAGAAACAACGCACUACUGCAGUCCAACCAUUUAUCAAGAGUGGUUGUUUCAUGGAUUGAACAAGUUUCCGUCAAACAGACCCAACCUGGCAGCAACUGAAAUUCCACAACAUGUCCCACCUCCAACUCUAUCAAAGUUGAAGCUGACAAAGAUACCUAAAACCGAUGCUGAGUGGGAAUACGAAACCAGAGGUGAUGAAGUGCAGAAGAAGCUGCUCAUCUUACUGAUGAAAAGGAUUGCAUUAUUGGAGGGAAAAGUUGAUGAUCUCCUUGGACUUGGGAAGAAAAGUGCCAAAUCCGUCAAAAAGAUUUACAUCCUUCUAGUCGAAGACGAGGUUGAGAAGAGGUGUUCUUCAACUGGCACCUCAUCAGAUGUUCAAGAAGAAGAAAGUGACAGUGUAAUAGCCUUUAAAGGCGCAAUUAAGAAUGUGCGGAGUGAAAUGUGGAAGAAAGGUGACAUGAGUGUGUAUGUGUCUGCAACCUUUGAUGACAUCGUUGAUGAAGCAAAGGAUUGUUUGAAUAUCUGCUUCAAGGAAGGAAAUGAAGGAGCAUCCUGUGUUCUUGCACUCCAGAAAUUUGUUGUGAAGAACAUGGAGAAGUACUGUGGGCAUGCAGACAUUGAGGAUGAGGAGAACCAUGACAAAUCGGCACUUGCCCAGCUGCUGAAUAUGGACCACUGUGUGUCAACAGGAAUUCCCAAUGAUGAAGAAUAUGUAUUAUCAGAAGGCAACAUAGUAAUAGAAGGACAUGCUGACAAUGAGGAUGAAGAAGACCAUGACGGAGGGCUACUUGCCGGGCUGCAGAAUAUGGAACAACGUGUGUCAACAGGAAAUCAUGAGGAUGAACAUUACGUAUUAUUAGAAGGCGACAUAGUAGUAGAUGAUUCUUACUUCAAAAAAGAAGAUGAGGUUUACGCAGAGACUGAUGGGGCAAGUGCCGUGCAUUCAGAUUCAGCAUCCAUGAUAUCAUCCAAAGAUUUUCAUACAUCACGUGCAGAAGAAAAUCAUAAUGACGUCUACAAAUUGCUGAAACCAAUGGCUAGGCUUGCCCUGGUAGAUGAGAAUCAUUUCAUCUCUCAGCAAGUCCUGCCUUUCCUCCUCUCUCUGGAACAAAAUUGUGUCCAGCUGUCCAAGGAACAACAAAUGGCACUGGAUGAAAUGAAAAGAACCUUGAACAAUCACACUAUCAAAAAACCAUCAGAUGCCAGAAGACAAUUGGGACUUCAUGGAAGUGGAGUUGGGACCAUUUCCACGGACAGUGAUACCCAUGCUAGUAAGCAAAGAAAGAUUGCACACAUGCAUGGGAGCCUUCCUUCAGUGUUUGACUGCAGGAAGGACCUGGAUAAGCUGGAAAGCUUCAGCUAUAAAGAAGUUCUUGGAAAUACCAAAGUGCAACUUAUCUAUGUUGACAAUGGGUUGUCAAUCCGCCUCAACGACCACAACCUGUUUCUGGAAGCUGCUGACAAAGUGAUCUCGAUGACGCCUUCACCAUGGGGGAGGACAGAUAAGGAUGCAAAGAAGGUCAAGCAAGAUUACCACAACAUCUGCAGAAGGAUGUUCUGGCCGGGACAAACUUUCCAGACGAUAGUUAACCAGGUCAGACAAAACAUAUUUGGUGCAAACGUGACCCAGGGAAAAUCUCAGCUCCAUGAACAUCGGAGGGCCGCAAUGAUGAAAUAUCUAAGUAUCGUCUACGAGUUCAUCAGAAGAUCAAUCUCUACAAGGACAGGAGGAGAGCAUCAACCUCAAGAAAUGGACAAGGAGUUAACAUUUACAAUCAGUGAAGCCUUUCAACUUUGGUUGUCUCAUAUGAGAGAUAGGGGAAUUUGGGAUCUUGCUGCCUUCUUUCACCAAGUUGGCCUUCAAGAUACAACCAUCAGAAGUUUACCUGCUGAAAGUGGACCACAUGAAGUACCAACCAGCAAAGUUACAGAAGCAGCUAAUAAUGGUGCAGAUGAGGCUCUGACUCAAACACGUCCGUGGUACCAACUAGCAGCAGCCAUGUACAGCAUUGUGCUGCAAAACACUGGUCUUUCCUUCAAAUUCGACCCCACAGGCUUCCUCACUUGCGCCUACAAAAUAACCUACAACCAUGUGGGCCUGCAGGUGAACCCUUCAGACCUGCCUCUGCAACGCACUGGGUUGUUGGAGGUGGGCUUCAUCAUCAUGCAUGCAGGACACCGCAUGAGGAGAUCAUCAUCAUCCUGCUCUACGCAGUUGACACCAUUGUCCAUGGGUUCAGGGGGUGGAGGUACACGUAGUAUGGACAGCGGCAUGGUGCCGCAAGCUGGAGUGUCUGCUGGUUUGGGCAGAUCUGGCUGCCGGUCCACUUCAAGCGGUAUGAGGUUGGCAAUGGAUUGGCUGCGCAGAAUGUGGAGGGUUGAUGUCCCGUUGGCUUUGUACCGCCGGGAGACCAGCACAUCCACAGCUCAGAUUUUGCCAUCCCGCGGGCUUGCGCAGACCUCAACAAUUCGACAGAGCUUCCAUUUCAGGCAUGACAUCGGUGUGUCACCCUUGAAGGUUGCGACUUUGAGUAAUGCGACCUGA